CGAUCGACAGUCAAAAGAGACGCUGAAUGUGGCCGACAAUGGCAUCGCCGAAGAGAGCCACCCUUCGGAUGAUCCCAAUGACCAGCUGGCCAAUGCAGCGAACCUAGCCGUCAUGGCGCCAUCUAUAGUGCUACCUGAACUCAGCUAUCCUCCAGCGACGGCGUCGUCAGCACCUGGCGCGUUGGUGAGUGAAGAACUUCUUCCGGAAAGCACAUCCACGCGGCGUCUACGGAUGGGUGCAGCUUUUGUGACGCUCUUUCUAGCUGGUUGGAAUGGAGGAGCGACUGGUGCUCUCAUCCCUUACAUCGAAGAAGCUUACAAUAUCGGAUACGCACGCGUUGCGAUCCUCUUCGUCUCCACAUUUCUGGGCUACGCUGCGGCAGCGGCAGCCUCAGGCACACUAGCUCGGAAGAUCGGGUUUGGUAGAGCAUUACUUGUUGCUGUAGCCAUAGAGCUCGUCGGCAAUGCUAUCAACUCAUCUCAACAAGUUAACUUCAAUCUAAUGUGCUUCGGCUUCUGGGUCGUAGGGGUCGCAUUUGCCACACAGCUUGGCUUGUGUCAUGCUUACUUCGCACUCCUCCGCCGACCACUGAUGUACACUGGUAUCCUUCACGGUAUCUAUGGCCUCGGCGCAUUCGCAAGCCCUCUCGUCGCCACCGCCAUGGUCACUCAUGGAAUUCCCUACCACCUAUUCUACGUGACCAACGUAGGGAUGAAUGUCCCCGUAUUCGCACUCGUCUGGUUCGCUUUCCACGAUCUUCAAGCCUUACCUGCACAUCCUGCGGAGCCACAAGUGUCCGUUGGAGGUACGGAUCAUAGUUUACGUGAAACAUUGACGAGCAAGACGGUUUGGAUUCUCGCUAUAUUUUUGAUGCUUUACGUGGGAGCCGAGGAAACAAUUGGUGGAUGGAUUGUCUCCUACGUCCUUGAAGUCCGAAAAGGCAGUCCCGAAGGUGCUUCUUGGGUCGCCUCUGCCUUUUACCUCGGCUUAGCAAUCGGACGCAUCGCUCUCCCAGCGCUGAACACAUUCAUCGGUGAACGGCGUGCUAUCUUCUUCUACCUUGCUAUUGCGAUCGCGCUCGAAGCCAUCGCAUGGGCUGUCCCUGCAGUCGCAUCUACUGCUGCUGCUACUGCUCUUGUCGGCCUCGCCAUCUCGACCUUCUACGCCACCGUGAUAACCACCGGUGGCAAACUCCUUCCCCGGCGCCUCCACGCCGACGCUUUCGCCAUCAUCUCCUCUGUGGGUCAAAUCGGAAGCGCUCUCUUCCCGUUAUUGGUCGGUCUCUUGAGCGCACAGAAGGGAGUGGGGAUAUGGAUCGUGGAGCCGAGUGUGGUUGCGCUACUGGGCGCGCAGGGGGCUUGUUGGUGGUUUGUGCCGAGGGUGGACAGGAUUCCGAGGGUCGAGUGAUAUUGUAAGAUCGUCCUACUCCGGUGGAGGGCUGUGAGUAAGGCAGCAACGGAAUGUUGCGUGUCUAUUGUUGGUGUAUGCAGGAGACGGGUGAUAGCGAUAGCGAUGUUCGAUCCUAGACGAUUGGCUUCUGUAGAAGGGCAAGGCAAGUGAACGUAGACA
Molecule: messenger RNA, 1570 nt
Organism: Stereum hirsutum FP-91666 SS1
Lineage: Eukaryota; Fungi; Basidiomycota; Agaricomycetes; Russulales; Stereaceae
Product: MFS general substrate transporter
Exons: 9
Coding region: 113-1408 (431 amino acids)
Biological process (GO): transmembrane transport
Cellular component (GO): membrane
Molecular function (GO): transmembrane transporter activity
Source: RefSeq, a predicted model, not a curated record